Ilex paraguariensis (yerba mate) is the source of this 408-nucleotide messenger RNA. The record is from the annotation of a GenBank genome assembly. Lineage: Eukaryota; Viridiplantae; Streptophyta; Magnoliopsida; Aquifoliales; Aquifoliaceae.
AUGGCAAUAGCAGCAGUGGAAACGAAAUACUAUGCUCAAAGUCUAUCUUCCGAAAGACAAUAUUUUGGCGUUGGAGUUCCAGGUUCUUUCUAUGAUCGAUUAUUUCCCUCGCUAUCUCUCUAUUUUGUGCACUCAUCCUAUGCACUACACGGACUCUCUAAGGUGCCAAAGAAGUUGCUAGAUAAAAACUCCUCAGAUGAAGUAAUGAAAGCUUGUGCAGCUCAACUUGAAAAAGACAUGGAGAAUUUUCUGGAUGCUAGAGCUAAAGAAAUUGUUGUUGGCAGAAUGAUGAUACUCAUCAUGCAAAGUCCCCUGGAUAAUAUUGAUCACUCUAAGACCCCAGCUGGUGUGACAUUUAAAUUUGUUGAAGGUGGCCUUAUGGAUAUGGUGAAAGUGGUGAGUCAAUGA